AUGGAGUACUACAACAAGCUGGCUGAUGAUGGAGGAGACGACAGUGAUGGAGAUAGAUUUACUGGUUAUUGUGAUAUUUAUGAUUUUGCAAACAUCAAUGGAUAUCUCUUCAUCUUGAUCACCAUCAUCAGUGUCAUAGGAAACGCCCUCCUCAUAUUUCUUCUCGUCACCCAAAAAGAUCUCAAUUUUAUCACUAAAACGUUCAUCCUGAACCUGGCUUGUGCUGACUUGAUCUUCACUGCUUCCCUCCCGUUCUGGGCCUACUACCACCUCCACCAUUGGGUGUUCGGGGACUUUUUAUGCAAGUUCAUGACCGGGGUGUACUUUGUUGGUUUGUACAGCAGCAUCUUCAUACUCACUGCCAUGACUGUGGAUCGUUUUGUUACUGUGGUGCGGAACAGGUGGCCGAACAAAAGUGUAAGGAGAAAGUGUGCAGUCGGUGCCUGUGUGGCUGCCUGGCUCAUCAGCCUCAUGACAUCCGGUUACGAUACCAGCAAAAUAGAGGUGGAGAAUGAUUACUACUAUACAAUGGAGUACAGCAACAAAUCGACUGAUGCUGGAGGAGACGACACUGACGAAGCUAUAUUUAUUUGUCAUUUUGUUGAUUUUACAACCAUCUCUGGAUAUAGCUUCAUCUUGUUCACCAUCAUCGGUGUCAUAGGAAACGCCCUCCUCAUUUUUCUUCUCGUCACCCAAAAAGACCAAACCUUUGUCCCUAAGUUUCUCAUCCUGAACCUGGCUUGUGCUGACUUGAUCUUCACUGCUUCCCUCCCGUUCUGGGCCUACUACCACCUCCACCACUGGGUGUUCGGGGACUUUUUAUGCAAGUUCAUGACCGCGGUGUACUUCGUUGGCAUGUACAGCAGCAUCUUCAUACUCACUGCCUUGACUGCGGAUCGUUUCGUUACUGUGGUGCUGAACAGGUGGCCGAACAAAAGUGUAAGGAGAAAGUGUGGCGUUGGUGCCUGUGUGGCUGCCUGGCUCAUCAGUGUAGUCGUGUCCGUGUACGACGCCAGCAAAAUGGAGCUGGAAGAAGAUUCCUGUGAGGAUUUCUCUGAAGUUGAGCUGGGAUAUUAUUUCCAAGUUUCAUUCAUCUUUUUACUUCCUUUCCUCAUCAUUGUUUUCUGCCAUUGUUCUAUCAUGACAAAAGUUUUCCAGGCUACAAACAGACAAAGGCACAAAGCUACAAGUAUAGUUUUCUGUGUCCUAGCAGCCUACGUCGUCUGCUGGGGACCCUAUAAUUUUUUACUUUUUAUCAAAUCCUUAACCAACCAACCCGAUAAAUGUAAAGCAGCCGUACGGUUGGACGUCGCCUACAACGUUUGUCGAAUCCUCGCCUUCUCUCACUGCUGCGUGAACCCUUUGCUCUGUCUGCUGUCACAGAAACUGAGGAGUCGUUUGCUGAGUCUUCUGACAGAUGAAACUCUUUGUCUGAAAAACAGGAGUAGACUCACGGAACAGAACGUGUCUGGUGUUCAAACUAUACGUCUGAGCGUGGCACAAACGUCUGCUGACAUUCUGGAACUGCAGCCCCAAUAA
Austrofundulus limnaeus is the source of this 1539-nucleotide messenger RNA. Lineage: Eukaryota; Metazoa; Chordata; Actinopteri; Cyprinodontiformes; Rivulidae. The record is from RefSeq and is a predicted model, not a curated record.